GAAUCCCAACAUACUUGAAAAAAAAUAGCAUAUAAUAAAAUGGAGAACGACAAUGAACGACCAUUGAUUAUCUCUUCCAGAACAGUACAAGAUGAAUCUCAAAACACCUUCAACAAAGCCGGCGACGCUCUUCCGAUCGACGGCGCCGGCGAAUUCUUCAAACAAUUUUGCUUUGAAUCAAAGAAGCUCUGGUACUUAGCAGGCCCCGCCGUAUUCACUUCCAUAUGCCGUUACUCCCUCGGCGCCGUCACCCAACUCUUUGCCGGCCACGUCAGCACCCUCGCCCUCGCCGCUGUCUCCGUUGAGAACUCCGUCAUAGCCGGUUUUUCCUUCGGCGUCAUGCUUGGCAUGGGAAGCGCCCUGGAAACCCUAUGCGGGCAAGCUUACGGGGCGGGUCAGGUUGAUAUGUUGGGCGUGUAUCUACAAAGGUCUUGGGUUAUUCUCUUAACCACGGGAGCUUUCUUAAGCUCUAUAUACGUAUUUGCUGGGAAACUUUUGAGACUGAUUGGCCAGACGGAGGAGAUUUCAGAGGCGGCCGGGAGGUUCGCCGUUUGGAUGAUACCUCAGCUAUUCGCUUACGCUAUGAACUUUCCCAUAGCGAAGUUCUUACAGGCGCAGAGCAAGAUCAUGGUCAUGGCGGCCAUAGCUGCAGCUGCUCUGGUUCUUCACACGUUUUUUAGUUGGCUUCUCAUGCUGAAGCUUGGCUGGGGACUAGUUGGCGCCGCCGUGGUGUUGAACUUGUCGUGGUGGUUCAUAGUGGUGGUUCAGAUGGUUUAUGUGUUUAGUGGGAGUUGUGGUCGAGCUUGGUCCGGGUUUUCAUGGCUGGCUUUUCAGAAUAUAUGGGGCUUUGUAAGGUUGUCCCUCGCAUCGGCGGUCAUGCUCUGCUUGGAAGUGUGGUACUUUAUGGCACUCAUUCUAUUUGCCGGAUAUCUAAAGAAUGCAAAAGUUUCAGUCGAUGCCCUAUCAAUAUGCAUGAAUAUACUAGGAUGGACCAUUAUGGUAGCAUUUGGCUUUAACGCAGCAAUAAGUGUGAGAGUGUCAAAUGAGCUAGGAGCUGCUCAUCCAAGAAGAGCAAAAAUGUCGAUGGUUGUGGCAGUAGUAACUUCGUUUAUGUUUGGAUUGGUGCUAUCGCUAAUUUUGAUACUCACACGUAAUCAAUAUCCUUCUCUAUUUUCAACCGAUACUGACGUUAAAGCUCUUGUGAAGCAACUCACUCCCGUGUUAGCAACUUGCAUUGUCAUUAACGACGUUCAACCUGUUUUAUCUGGAGUUGCAAUUGGAGCUGGGUGGCAAGCAGUUGUGGCAUAUGUGAACGUUGCUAGUUACUAUAUUUUUGGAAUCCCAUUGGGCCUCUUAUUGGGCUACAAGCUCGACAUGGGUGUGAGGGGAAUUUGGUAUGGGAUGCUGUCUGGGACAGUGCUCCAAACUUGUAUUCUCUUUUGGAUGGUUUACAAAACCAAUUGGAACACAGAGGCUUCUAAAGCUGAAAACAGGAUAAAGAGAUGGGGAGGAGGCCAUUCUGAAUCAGAUGAUGUUGAAAAAUAAAAGUCAACACACCAGUGGUUUAACCUCAAUGCAAAUUUUGAUUUUUUUUUAGGUAUUAAAAUUAAAUGAUUUAAUUGAUUAGUACCAUGUUUUAUGUUAGUGAGACAUCGGUUUCGUUGAUUAAAAAAACCAUUGUCAAAGUCUAAUGUUUGGUGGCAGUGGGCGAGAGCAUUAUGUGACUUAUUUUUAUAGGGAUUUGGUGUGACUUGUUUUAUAGGGUUUUGAUGCAAAAUGAUUCUUAAUAGUGUGUGAAAGUAAGUAAAUAUUUAUUUUUUUUAA
Humulus lupulus (European hop) is the source of this 1824-nucleotide messenger RNA. Its product is annotated as protein DETOXIFICATION 29-like. Gene Ontology annotation, biological process: xenobiotic detoxification by transmembrane export across the plasma membrane. Gene Ontology annotation, cellular component: vacuolar membrane. Bases 40 to 1545 code for a protein of 501 amino acids. The transcript is spliced from 8 exons. NCBI's taxonomy places the organism in Eukaryota, Viridiplantae, Streptophyta, Magnoliopsida, Rosales, Cannabaceae. Gene Ontology annotation, molecular function: antiporter activity; xenobiotic transmembrane transporter activity. The record is from RefSeq and is a predicted model, not a curated record.